Phyllostomus discolor (pale spear-nosed bat) is the source of this 1131-nucleotide messenger RNA. RefSeq names its product potassium two pore domain channel subfamily K member 18 (gene KCNK18). Gene Ontology annotation, biological process: potassium ion transmembrane transport; stabilization of membrane potential. Lineage: Eukaryota; Metazoa; Chordata; Mammalia; Chiroptera; Phyllostomidae. The transcript has 3 exons. Gene Ontology annotation, cellular component: membrane. Bases 1 to 1131 code for a protein of 376 amino acids. The record is from RefSeq and is a predicted model, not a curated record. Gene Ontology annotation, molecular function: potassium ion leak channel activity.
AUGGAGGCUACAGGGUCGUCCCAGGCCAGGAGGUGCUACCAAGAGGCCCUGGAGAAACUCUUCCCGCGCCUCUGCUUUCUCUGCUCCCUGGUGACCUAUGCACUGGUGGGGGCCCUGCUGUUCUCAGCCAUCGAGGGCGGCCAGGACCUGGGGGCAGGUGACGGGGAGUUGGAGAAGUUCUUGGAGGAGCUCUGCUUCCUCUUGCAAUGCAACAAAACUGUCAUGGAAGACAGGAAACUGGACCUCAGGAGGCUGCUGCCCACGGUGAAGCACCAGUGGUUCCACAGGGCCGCAGACUGGUCCUUCCUGAGCUCGCUCUUCUUCUGCUGCACAGUGAUCAGCACCGUGGGUUACAGCCACAUCUUCCCGGUCACCAGGCUCGGCAAGUACGUGUGCAUGCUCUACGCCCUCUUCGGCAUCCCCCUGAUGGUCCUGGUCCUCACGGACACAGGCGACAUCCUGGCAACCCUCCUGUCCACGGCUUACAACCGGCUCCGAAAGCUCCCAUUCCUCUGCCCUCGCCUUCCCACAUGGUGCUCCCGACUGCCUUCCAGGAGAAGGCGGGCCGCCAAGCCCGCGGGCCAGACGGUCCCCAGGAUCAUCAUCGACGCCCCAGAGCCCCAGGACCCCAGCCCCAGGUGUCCCUCGGCCUCAAGCAGCAGCAACGUGGAGCUGCUGGAGAGGCUCCUCGCCCGGGAGAAACGGAACACGCUGCCCCCGCCCCCGCGGGCCGUGGAGCGGAGCACCUCCUGCCCCGAGCUGGCGUCGGGGGCCCUCUCCUUCUCCGUCAUCAGCAACCUGGACCAGGUGGGCCGGCAGGUGGAGAAACUGGACGUGCCCCUGCCCCUCAUCGCCCUCAUCGUUUUCGCCUACAUCGCCUGCGCGGCCGCCGUCCUGCCCGCCUGGGAGGAGCACCUGGACUUCGAGGACGCCUUCUACUUCUGCUUCGUCACGCUGACCACCAUCGGGUUCGGCGACAUCGCGCUGCAGCAUCCGCACUUCUUCCUGUUCUUCUCGCUCUACAUCAUCGUCGGGAUGGAGAUCGUGUGCAUCGCUUUCAAGCUGGUGCAGACCAGGCUGAUUCGCGGCUACAAGCGCUUCAUGCUGUUCUUCACCAGAGGGAGGUUCUAG